GAAGGAUCUUGAACUGAAUAUGGCUUCUUACUUCAGGGAUGACCUAGAAGGGGCAGCAGAAGAGUUCAAGCGAUGUACAGAGGUACACAAAGCAACACCCUUGCAACACGAACUGCUUUGUCGGCUUGUAGUGAAGGUAAAUGCAGCUGUGCUGGAACAAGGCAAAGUACAGACUGAGUCAGAAAGUGGAGUUCAGUCCGACAGGGCUGCAGACUUACUUCAACAGGUGCUGGACGCUUGUAGAGGGACACAUGGUGGCCCUAGCACACACGUUACACUGGCUGUGGUACUGGCUGAACAGGGAAUGAUCAAGCAACUAAGGCACUUCCUUAUGGGACCACAAGGAAAAUUGAAUAAGACUUUACUUUUUGCUCGUCUCAAACGACUGGUUGAUGAGAACAAACUAGAAGCAAUCAAGAACUUUGUGGAAGCUGGUAAAGGCACUAUGGAUGUGGCACCCAUUUAUAUGCUGAUGUUGCAGCUUUAUA
This is a messenger RNA of Cryptotermes secundus, 488 nucleotides long. Its product is annotated as leucine-rich PPR motif-containing protein, mitochondrial-like. NCBI's taxonomy places the organism in Eukaryota, Metazoa, Arthropoda, Insecta, Blattodea, Kalotermitidae. The record is from RefSeq and is a predicted model, not a curated record.